Stereum hirsutum FP-91666 SS1 is the source of this 1461-nucleotide messenger RNA. RefSeq lists its product as uncharacterized. The coding region runs from base 59 to 835 and encodes 258 amino acids. The record is from RefSeq and is a predicted model, not a curated record. The transcript is spliced from 2 exons. NCBI's taxonomy places the organism in Eukaryota, Fungi, Basidiomycota, Agaricomycetes, Russulales, Stereaceae.
CCGCUCCGCCACCCCACUGCGCGCACAUUCCCCCGCAAUCGCGGCCGCUAUCCACAUCAUGCCUUCCUACACCAUCCCACCUCACAAACGGCAGCGUCGAACCGCUACUUCUGUCUUCGCUGGGGAUUUCGACGCCCGGCCUCGUCGUGACGUCCUGACAAGCGUUCUCAACGGUGUCCCCAUCUAUCGCGCGGUCGAGAAGACUGAGGAAGAGAAGCGGGAGAGGCGGCGAGAGAGGAAGGAGAGGGAGCGCGAACGCGAGAGGGAGAGGGAACGAGAGAGGAAGAAGGCACAGGCCGUCGCGCAGUCCAAGCCGAAGCCCGUGCCCAGCGUCACCAAGCGCACUGCGACCCCUGAAGCCGCGUCCCAGCGCAAGUCCUCUACUAUCUGGCCUGCCAUUGCCCAACAGUCUCUCGCUACCAGUCCUUCGUCCUUCUGGGGCGCACGCCCUGCUAUCCGGCUGCCUGAACCUCAACGGUCUGUCUCUAUUACUCCUCCACCGAUGCAUCUCUCUUCUCCACCCACCACCCCUGGUCCAUCCAUCUCCUCGAGCACCUCCCGCACCUCGUCCAAGAGACCACAUACCCCAGACGACGAGUGGGACGAUGACCGCUCGUAUGAUGCCCACACACCUACUGCCUCAGCCUCUGCCCGUGACCGACCGAGGAAGAAGCGCGUCGCGGCCAAGAAGGGCUGGAAGGGCUGGGUCGAGGGCUCUCCUCCGCCUUCCGACAAGUUGAUCAACCUAGACGACGUUCCUCUCCUACGUGAAAGAAGGACGAGGAGUGGAAAGAGCUUUGACGCUAUCGGUGUCGGUCAGGACCAGUGGAUCUAGGAAACCUUGACGAACACCGAGGGUGCACCACGCUCCCUCGACGCUCUCAUCUCUGCCGAGCGUUGCUUCACACUAUCUUGCUCGACUGUAUGCAAUUCUCUUCUGUCGUGUUCUCGAUUUCUUGCGUUUAGGGUAAUGGGGCUAUAUGUCAGACACCGUUGUUCUUCUCCUUUUCUCCGCAACAUUUAUUGGUUCUCGCUAUUCUAUCUCGCCUUGCUUUUUCUAUCUCCUCCCGUGUACUUUCACCUUGCUUUCUUGAUUCGCGAUUCACCCAACCCUUUACCAUCCUUUACACCUCGCCUCGAGCACCCGUUUCGAUGCGGACCCAAAAAUCCCUGAUUCACACUCGAUCCUUCUCUUGUCCUCUAUCCCGUCCAGUUUUAUCUACUCAUGCUUGCCUCUAUAUCUCUUGCUUUGCUAACCGUCUACUAAAGAGCCUGAAGUUUCCAGUGGCUAUAUCCCAACCUCCACCUAUCCCCGAGUCCUAUCCCUAUCCCUAUCCCUACGAGUAGAGUUACUACAAUAUGAUUUUUCAGAUACUUACAUGCAUAACGCUAUCAGAUGGAGAUAGUUGAAUACCGUAUACGUUGAAUCGAACAUGUCAAAAUUGCCGCUGACACCUUCCC